Messenger RNA from Podospora pseudopauciseta, 702 nucleotides. RefSeq lists its product as uncharacterized. Lineage: Eukaryota; Fungi; Ascomycota; Sordariomycetes; Sordariales; Podosporaceae. The coding region runs from base 1 to 702 and encodes 233 amino acids. The record is from RefSeq and is a predicted model, not a curated record. The transcript has a single exon.
AUGUUCGUAUUUGUUUCUCAAGCAGGCAUUAUCCAAUUUCUUGACCUUGAGAGGAGGCUCAAGUUUGACCUCGAGACUCAACAAGGCCACACUGACGACAUUAUCAAGUACAUCAACAUCAAGCUCAAACCAGGGAGGCACCCGAAAGCGGACGAGUUAAAAGAGCGCUUCCAGAGUCGGGCCAAUGGAGUUUUCAUAUGGGUCGCAUUGGUUAUCGACAUGCUCAACAAGGACCUCGCGCGAGGCCGGAUCUAUUCCGUAUGGGGGACGCUGGACAAGAUACCAACCGAUCUACACGCUUUUUUCCAUGACAUGACGAAGAAUGCCGAGAACAAAGACGAACAUGAUGAUUUGUUGCUCAGUGUUCAGUGGAUGCUCCAUUCGCAACGGCCAUCAACACCGGAGAAGCUCUAUUUUGGACUGUUGUGCGGAGAGAAGCUAAGGGGUCACUUCACUUUUAAACCAGCAGAUUGGCAGGACUGUAGACCUACACUUGGGAACAUCCAUCGCUUCAUUACGGAUGCUUCCAAAGAUCUCAUUGAAAUUGCCGGAUUCUGCAAAGACGACCUUUCUCCUUACACCCUUCGUCGCAGAACUCCACUGUCAAAGGACUGCUCUCCGUUAUUUACUGUUCAGUUCAUCCACAACUCCGUCAGAAGCUUCCUACAUGCCCCCGAAGGUCAUAUCUCAGUUGUGGCCUGA